Messenger RNA from Daucus carota subsp. sativus, 1424 nucleotides. RefSeq lists its product as uncharacterized. The coding region runs from base 12 to 1223 and encodes 403 amino acids. The transcript is spliced from 6 exons. The record is from RefSeq and is a predicted model, not a curated record. Lineage: Eukaryota; Viridiplantae; Streptophyta; Magnoliopsida; Apiales; Apiaceae.
UUAACAGCUGUAUGAUCAUUAAUAUUGCUCACUUAUUUUUUGUAGCAUCAGGGAAGCAAAGUCAGUUGAAAAACCAACUGGAAAUCCUCUCAAUGGGUGCUACAACAUCAUCCAUAGCAGCCAAACUCGCUUUCUUCCCUCCAGAACCAUCCUACAAGUUAGAUACCGAUGAACAGACCGGAAAACUUAAACUCAUUGGCGUGCCAGAGGGCGAGAAGGGUGAAGUGUCCAAGCUACAAACAAAGAAAGGCCACAGUAUAACUGUGGUAUAUGUGAGAAAUUUAUCAGCCAAACUCACAGUGCUUUACUCUCAUGGCAAUGCUGCUGAUAUAGGCCAGAUGUUCAAAUUCUUGACUGAAUUAUGUGAUCAACUUUGCGUCAAUGUCAUGGGGUACGACUAUGCUGGCUAUGGUCAAUCCACUGGAGAGCCGAGUGAACAUAACACGUACGCUGACAUAGAGGCGGCCUAUGGAUGCCUCAAGGAGAAAUAUGGAGUAAAAGAUGAGGAUAUCAUAUUGUAUGGCCAAUCAAUUGGGAGUGGACCAACGAUGGAGUUAGCCCUGCGAGUGCCUGCGUUGAGGGCUGUAAUUCUUCAAAGUGCGAUCUUAUCUGGUCUUAGAGUAAUGUAUCGGAUGAAACGGACACUUUGGCUUGACAUAUACAAGAAUGUUGACAAAAUUCAAUAUGUUCAUUGUCCUAUUCUUAUAAUCCAUGGAACAGAAGAUGAAGUUGUGGAUAUCUCUCAUGGUAAGCGCCUCUGGGAGCUCUGUAAAGAGAAAUACGAACCUCUGUGGCUUACAGGAGGGAACCACUGCAACUUACAUGUUUUCCCAGAGUUCUUUAGGCAUCUCAAGAAAUUCAAAUUAGCCAUUGAGAGGUUGCCAGGUGAAAAUAGCGGUGCAGAGAGGAGUUUGAGUAACCAACCAAUGAAUGAAGAUCAGAGAGAGAAGUCUAGGCUAAGUGUCAGCUGCAUCUCUUCUAGGCCUACUGUCGAGAGCAGAGAUACUUUGAGGUUCAGUGUAGACAGCAGAGAAAAACCAAGAACUAGUUCUGAUCAGAGCGAAAAGGCAAGAAAGAGCGCAGAUUGUUACUAUGGGAAACCAAGGAUCAGCACUGAUCAAUCAGAGAGAGGAAGGAACAGCAUUGAUCGGUUAGGCGAUAUGAUGAGAUCAGUAGCAUUUUGUAAUGUGGAUUGUUUGAAGCAGACAAUUAGGGAGGACUGAUACAUCCCCAUAAACAGUUUGCUUUUCUUCCCCUUUGUGCAAAAUUUCGAUUGAUAAGCCUGGUUUGUCAUUGUGAAUACGAAUAUUAUUUACGUAGUAUCCGGUGCACAUGGCUCUCGUAAGUUCAUCAUCAGAUAUGCACCACCCAUAAACAUUUGCUUGGAUUUUUAUGAAAACAACUGAAAUGCUAAUGAUUCAAAA